Pipistrellus kuhlii (Kuhl's pipistrelle) is the source of this 949-nucleotide messenger RNA. RefSeq names its product nicotinamide riboside kinase 2 (gene NMRK2). The transcript has 7 exons. NCBI's taxonomy places the organism in Eukaryota, Metazoa, Chordata, Mammalia, Chiroptera, Vespertilionidae. The coding region runs from base 131 to 712 and encodes 193 amino acids. The record is from RefSeq and is a predicted model, not a curated record. Gene Ontology annotation, cellular component: cytoplasm.
GCUGCGGGGCUAUAAAGGCGCCAGGUUUUCUCAAUGAAGCCGGGACGCAGCGCCGCGCAGUGAGCCCACAGCAGCCCAGAGCCCGGGAUCCGGCAAGCCGAGCCGCUCCCCGCCGCCCCUCCGCCUGGACAUGAAGUGCAUCGUGGGCAUCGGAGGCAUGACCAACGGCGGCAAGACCACCCUGACCAACAGCCUGCUCAAGGUGCUGCCCAACUGCUGUGUGAUCCACCAGGACGACUUCUUCAAGCCCCAAGACCAAAUCGCCGUUGGGGAGGACGGCUUCAAGCAGUGGGAUGUUCUGGAGUCGCUGGACAUGGAGGCCAUGCUGAGCACCGUGCAGGCCUGGAUCAGCAACCCCCGGAAGUUCGCCCGCGCCCACGGGGUCCAGCCGGACGCCUCGGACACCCACGUCCUCAUUCUGGAAGGCUUCCUGCUGUACAGCUACAGGCCGCUGGUGGACUUGUACAGCCGGCGGUACUUCCUGACUGUCCCCUACGAAGAGUGCAAGUGGAGGAGGAGUACCCGGAGUUACAUGGUCCCCGACCCCCCCGGCCUCUUCGAUGGCCACGUGUGGCCCAUGUACCUGAAGUACAAGCAGGAGAUGGAGGCCAACGGCGUGGACGUCGUGUACCUGGACGGCAUGAAGUCCCGGGAGGAGCUCUUCCGCCAGGUCCUGGAGGAGAUUCAGAACUCGCUCCUGAACCCCUCCUAGCGGGCCCGGGAGGAGGGGCCCGAGCCGGGCUGGAGGGACACACGGACAAUCUGGCCAUAGGACGGCCAGGCUGGCGGCAGCCCAGCAGGACGCCGCGCGACCCCUUUCCUCCGUGGACGCCUGUACAUACGAGAGUGGAGGCCCACUCGCCGCUCGGCAUCGCAGGGCCCCGGGGUCCCGCCCUGAGAUGCCUCUGGCCUCACAGCAGCUUCAGCAUUAAACCUGAUCCUAUUUUUU